UCUAAUUACAUCGCAAGAAGCCACAAGCUGCGACCGUUGGAUGAGUACAUUGUGUACGGAAUUACAACCACUGAGCAGGCCAUAUCGCCAUUGCUUUCUAAAGCUGCUUCAUUCUUCAAAAAACACUGCGACUCCACGCUUUUACGCUAAGUGUUCAUGAUGAAGAAGAAAGCAAGGCAUCAAAGAGUGCCUGCAGCACUCCGACCACCUUCUCCUAUCAAACCCUCACCAAAUCGGGAGACCUUGACCUAUGCACAGGCGCAACGUAUAGUGGAGCUAGAGAUUGAUGGCCGGGUGCACAGGAUCAGCAUCUUUGACAAGCUGGAUGUCAUUAACGAUGAUGACCCCACUGCACAGGAGAUAAUGGAAUGCACCAGCAAUAAAGAGAAUACUGAAAAACCUCAACAGGUCCUCUUGCGAUCUGUACGACUAAAAAAUAACCAGCAGAAAAAGAAUGCCACUCUUAACGCACAAGGGGCGCAUGCUCCUGGAAGUACACUCCCAGAGCCCAAAUUCCGAACAGUAGAGUACAACCUCCCUGCAGUUCCACGCAGACCUCCCGUGUAUUACAAGUAUGUGGAGAAGACUGAAGAGGAGCUGGACGAGGAGGUGGAGUAUGAUAUGGAUGAACAGGACUAUGCCUGGUUGGAGCUGGUCAAUGAGAAGAGAAAAAGUGAAGGCUUCAGCCAGGUCUCACAAAAUGUGUUUGAGUUCCUUAUGGACCGUUUUGAGAAGGAGUCGUUUUUUGAGAGUCAGAAUCAGGGAGACCCACAGUCACUCAUUGACGAAGAUGCUGUCUGCUGCAUAUGCAUGGAUGGUGAGUGCCAGAAUAGCAAUGCUAUUUUAUUCUGCGACAUGUGCAACCUGGCUGUGCAUCAGGAGUGCUAUGGCGUACCCUACAUCCCUGAGGGCCAGUGGCUUUGUCGUCACUGCCUGCAAUCUCCCACUCAACCUGCAGACUGCAUCCUCUGCCCAAAUAAGGGUGGAGCUGUCAAGAAGACCGAUGAUGACCGCUGGGGACACGUAGUCUGUGCCUUAUGGGUGCCUGAGGUCGGAUUCUCCAAUACAGUAUUCAUUGAGCCCAUUGAUGGAGUGUCAAACAUUCCACCAGCCCGAUGGAAGCUCACCUGCUACCUCUGCAAGGAGAAAGGCGUUGGGGCCUGCAUUCAGUGUCAUAAGGCAAACUGUUACACUGCAUUCCAUGUCAGCUGUGCACAGAAGGCUGGCCUUUUCAUGAAGAUGGAGCCCAUCAAAGAGCUAACUGAUGCUGGCACUCCCACCUUUUCUGUCAAGAAGACUGCUUACUGCGGUGCUCACACCCCCAACGGUUGCAUCAGGAGACCACUCACAAUCUAUGACGAUGCCAGAACUAAAAACGGACUCUGUCAACCGGCAGAAAAGAAGGGCAGCAGAACAAGGUUGAAAGGAAAGCAGAGGAAAAAAAGUAAGAAUAAGAAAGCGUCUUCAGAGCCAGUGACAUCUGUUCCAGCUGUCUCUGUUCCCAGCUUUCCUCCUGAAAGGUUAAACACAAUCCUUAAUCUAGUUUCUCUUCAGAAGAAGAAGGUAUUUGUCGAGCUGGUCUUGAACUACUGGAUGUUGAAGAGACAGGCAAGAAAUGGUGUACCACUGAUUAGGCGUCUGCAGUCCAGCCUGCAGUCCCAGAAAACAACGAGGCCGAGGGAAAAUGAGGAGGAGAGCCGGGCAUUGAAGGAACAGCUAAAGGAGUGGCAUCGCCUAAGACACGACCUUGAGCGUGCUCGACUGCUGCUGGAGCUUAUCAGGAAGAGAGAGAAACUCAAGCGAGAAGAGAUGAAAUUACACCAGAGGAUGCUAGAAGUGCAGCUCACCCCCUUCACUAUCCUUCUUAAGGCUGUACUAGACCAGCUUCAGGAGAGAGAUCAGGCCAAGAUCUUUGCUCAGCCUGUUAGCAUUGAAGAGGUACCUGAUUACUUGGACCAUAUCAAACACCCAAUGGACUUUUCCACAAUGAGGAAACGCAUCGAUGCACAAGCCUAUAGGAACUUGGAUGAGUUUGAGGCAGACUUCAACCUAAUCAUUUCAAACUGUAUGAAAUACAAUGCCAAGGACACAUAUUUCUAUCGGGCAGCAGUAAGGCUUAGAGACCAGGGCGGGGCACUGCUGAGGAAAACUCGCCGUGAUGUUGAGCGGAUAGGGUUUGAACCUGACAGUGGGAUGCACCUGCCUGAACCUCCUAAGAUUGAACAGCAAUCACCAUUUUCCUGGGAAGAGGUGGACCGCUUGUUGAUCCCAGCCAACCGUGAACACAUGUCUCUGGAUGAGCAGCUGAAAGAACUGCUGGAAAAACUGGACCUUACCAGUGCUAUGAAGUCUAGCCCCUCUCGCAGUAAACGACUGAAACUGCUGAAGAAAACCAUUAAUGAUGUAAGGAAUGAGAUGAGCCUUCGGAAAACUCUGCCUCACCACAUGGAUCUUGAAAAACCUGCAGUAGUGGGACCGCCUGCUGGUCACAGUCCUACGGAGGAAGGUGACAAGUCUCUUCCACCAAAGCUAGAGCCCUCAGACUCCUUGCCUCCUCUCGCAAACUCUGACAGCAACUCUGAACCCCCUACACUCAAACCCAUCGAUUCCAGUCUAGACAAGUGCCACAGAGGAGCGAGCUUUGAUGGAAAAAAGGAUGGUCUGAAGGAAACCCUUAAUGGACACUCACAUGACCCCUUGCUGCUUUCGAACAGUGAUGUCAGUGUGGUUGCCACAUCAACGGUGGCUGAGUCCUCCGGACCAGUCAACAGGCGGACGUCUGUUCUCUUCCGCAAAUCCAAAAGUGUUAGCCCUCAGAAGCCCCAGAGAAACACUGAGGCCCAGACAGGUUGCUCUCAGCUGGGCACCAAAACCUUCCUGUCGGUUGUCAUUCCACGCCUGGAGACGCUCCUCCAUCCCAGGAAGAGAACACACAGUGCCAGUGGUGACAGCGAGGGGGAGGAUGAGUCUCCUGUCAAGCGUCUAGACACAGGCCUGUCAAAUGGUUUUGUCAUGGAGUCUGAAAAAGAGCUGAGUCCCAGCAGGCAGCUAGAGCCUCGCCGCAGGUGUGCCUCUGAAUCCAGCAUCUCCUCCAGCGGCAGUCUGCUGGGCAGCACUAGCACCACCCUCAGUCUUCCAAAAUGUGGGAAGGGGAAGCCGGCCCUUGUGCGGAGAAAUACUGUGGAUGACAAAAGUGAGCUAAUUGCUUGUAUUGAAACUGGGAACUUUGCCAAAGCUGCUAGAAUUGCUGCUGAAGUUGGCAACAGCAAUAUUUGGAUGCCUGCUAGUGCUGCAACAGUUGUUCUGGAACCUCUAAAACUAGUAUGGGCAAAAUGUAGCGGAUAUCCUUCCUACCCUGCCUUGAUAAUAGACCCUCACAUGCCUCGGGUGGGCUGCCAUCACAAUGGGGUGACCAUCCCAAUGCCCCCCAUGGAUGUUCUCAGGAUUGGAGAGCAGAUGCAGUACAAAUCAGAAGAGAAGCUCUUUCUUGUACUCUUCUUCGACAACAAACGCAGCUGGCAAUGGCUUCCUAAAUCCAAAAUGGUUCCUCUUGGAAUUGACAAGACCAUAGAUAAGAUCAAGAUGAUGGAGGGCCGCACCUCUGCAAUCCGCAAGGCAGUGCAGACUGCCUUCAAUCGGGCUAUGAAUCACUUGAGUCGAGUACAAGAUGAACCUAUUAGUGACCUUAGUGACGUCGAUUAACCCGUGCCCUACUCAACCCACCAAAUCUAGGGGAUCUUUUGAAGCCUUAGUAUUUGUCUUGCCUGGCUGGUGCUAGCCCAGUGGUGCUUAGAUUAACUCCCUGAGGCUUGCGUUUGCCUGGUUGACCUGUCAUCUGUCCACUGUGCUUUCUUCCAAGCUGGUUUGUCUGAGGGCUGCUGCUUUAUGAAUGUGUGAACAUGCCUUUUAUCUCAAUCACUGUGCUGCGAGAUGCUGCCAUCUCCACCGCCAACAUCAUCCUCCAUGUCACUCACUCAACUGUUUAUAUACAACUUCCUCUUAAAUAAUGACUAUGUAAUGAACUUUGUAAAUAACUGUAAAUUACCUGUGACUAACUUAUUCUGUAGAUUUACCCAAACUGGUACUGUACAUGACUUUUCCUGGUAUUUAUACGUUGAUGAAUUGUAUUCAGCAUUAUGGUGUCUUCCUCAGUGAUGCUGGAAAAAGAGUGAAAAGGAAA
Molecule: messenger RNA, 4180 nt
Organism: Chanos chanos (milkfish)
Lineage: Eukaryota; Metazoa; Chordata; Actinopteri; Gonorynchiformes; Chanidae
Gene: brd1a
Product: bromodomain containing 1a
Exons: 13
Coding region: 157-3702 (1181 amino acids)
Biological process (GO): regulation of transcription by RNA polymerase II
Molecular function (GO): protein binding
Source: RefSeq, a predicted model, not a curated record